CAAUUUGUCAUUCUCUCACGUUCUCACUGAGCUGCUAAUUUCUACAUGAUCAUUUAUAGUUUGUUAUCUCAUCGCAUAAGUUCAAGUUCGCAAUUCAUCUCGACGAUGAUUUUUAAAAUAUUUGUCAUCAUAAAUGCCUUUACUGUGGGUAGCUUAGCAAGCACAGCCUAUGGAAUAACAGCAAAUUGUGACUAUGGUACGCAUGUAGGCACAAUGGGGCCACUUUCUCGUCCUUAUCGCUGCACAAUUGCUGAGCAACCGGUCAGAGGUGAUGUUGUCAUUGAUAAUGUAAUCGGGAAGCACGAAGCUGGAAAAACGAACACUGACGUUGCUGUUGCAAAUGUCAAGAAUAUCAAAAGUGAUCGAAUUCCAUCUGGACUUGCUGGAUUCUUUCCAAAUGUGGAGGGAAUUUUUGCCUUUGCAAGUUUAAAGACAAUUUUAUUGAACGAAGAUUUGAGAUCUUUCCCAAAAUUAAAGUACAUUGACAUCAGUCAGAACAGAAUCACAAGCUUGCCAUCAGAUGUCUUUGAAGAUAAUCCACAAAUGGAAUGGAUUGAUAUUUCAGAUAAUCGAAUUAAACUUGUUGGAUUGGAUAUCCUUAAGAACCUCAAGAAGCUUCAUUAUGCUAACUUCGGAACAAACUACUGCAUUGAUGAACUUGCUAGAGAUAAGACAGACAUUGAAAGGACAUUGAAGCCACGGUUGGUGUCAAUGUGUCAAUCACAUGAUGUGCCAUAUUUUGGAACUACAAUAUCACCAGGCGGUAAGAUCAGAACUACAAGUUCUUAUGUUAUUGAUGCUUCAGAAGAUACAACAACUGUUAAGCCUGGAUUUUGGAAGAAGAUUUUUGGAUAGAGUGUGACUUUAAUGAGCCUUGAAAUGGAUUUUAGAGAUGCAAUCUGAGCAUCUUGUGUAUCUUGAGUGUACACAAAAAUAUAUUAAAUAAAUUAAAAUACCAAAAAAAUCAAAAACUUUUCUUCAAUUAAAAUAAUUUUUGUGGUCC
Chironomus riparius is the source of this 1003-nucleotide messenger RNA. NCBI's taxonomy places the organism in Eukaryota, Metazoa, Arthropoda, Insecta, Diptera, Chironomidae. The record is from the annotation of a GenBank genome assembly.